UAAUGAGGAAUUUCAGAGGUUUUUCGGCCUGUUUUGUUUUGUAGGAAAAAGAAGAUGAGUAGAACUGGUGCAGAAAUACGUGCAAGCAAACAAAAGCCAAACCAAAGAAGCUGGAUUAAACGAAUGAUGGGUAAUGAUUCUAAAGGGCAAUCAAGUGAGAACAAAGUUAAGCUGAUACAAGAGCGUAUAAACCUAGUGGAGCGACACUUUGGUCAGCUGUGUGAUGAUGUGGCAUCUUACACAAGAAAAUGUGCCCGUCUCAGGGAUAAAGGUGAUCAGAUAGCAAAGGACUUGGUGGAUUAUACAGAUGCUGAGACCCAUAACCCAAGCAUGGUCAGGUCAUUGUCAGAGUUUGCUUCCAAUCUGUCUUCAGUGCAGGACUACAGACAAGCUCAGGUAACAAGACUGGAAGCCAAAGUUCUGACACCUCUCGCAAAUUACGGACUAAAAUGUAAACAAGCCAAAAAUGAUAUUAAGGAAGGAAUGAAAACACAAGAACUAGAAGUCACUCAGCGUAAGAAGUUAGACAGACUGCGGCAGAAAGCACCUGCUAACAGAGCCCAGCUGACAAUGGCGGAGACAGAGCUACAGAAGGCCAGUGUUAAAGCAUCAGCUGUCACAAAAAGUCUAGAACAGCUGAUCGAUAAAUUUGAAGAGGAGAAAUUAAAAGAUUUAAAGAAAGUUUUGACAGACUUUGUCAACAUUGAGAUGAUCUACCAUGCCAAAGCUCUAGAAAUGUACACAGAGUGUUUUCAGAACAUUAAAUCAUUUGAUUUGGAUGAAGAUAUAGAGGAAUUUAGGUCCAAAAUGCAGCCAUCCAAUUCUGCCAACCGAAUGAACAUGGUAAGGUCCUCCUCUUACACCUCCCUGGAGUCAGCUGAGGACCGACAUCCACCGUCCAGUAUUCGACGACAACAGUCUGCCCCUGCCAGUCGUAAUGUCACCCCCACCAAGUCAGCCAGCACAAGUGCCUCACCUCUCAAAGCCACUGUGGACUCCAGGAAUGGUUUGGAUGAUGAUGAAACUGAGGAAGAUGAAGAUGAUGAAGAAGAAUCUGAUGAGGAUGAUGAUGAUGAAGACGAUGAUGAUGAUGAAUACACAGAGACAGAAACAGCUCGUACAGAGACAGCUAGAUCCACUGCACGGACAGACAAACCAUCAGGCCAAUCAGAAAAGACUGUAAUUCGGCCGCCCUCUAGUCUGAUAAAGAAGGUAUCCCAGUGAGUGGCUGUUAUACAUACUAGAAAAUCAAGUCUUCUGACCUCAACAAAGUUAAGUUUUGUCAUCAUCAAAACUGCUAUAUAUUAACCAAAAUACAAUGCUGUAUGGAUUCAGAUGUUAAAUGGUGGAAUAUUAAGGCUAUGCAAUAUUAAUGAAAGAAUAACUUUUUUUAUACAUAUUUGUACUUAUAAAAUUUUAACUGAAAAGUUUCAUCUACGUCAUCUGCUAUUGGAGGCAAGAAAUUUACACACUUGGAAAUACUAUGUACUGUCUAUAUCUUGUUAUAUAUAUAUUAUAUAUAAUUUGUACAGGUAAAGUGUGUUAUUGUUUACUUUUGAAAAUACAUGUACAUGUAUCUUCAAUAUUGUCAACAAAUAUGAAGUAUUGGUGCUGAUGUUAUGAACAGAACUGUACAGACAAGCAGUAGUUACAAGACUGAAUAUUUGUACAUAUGGAAGUUACGAGACUGAAUACUAUGUACAGUAUAUGGUGCAGUUGUCAUGCAUUUUUUGUGACAUGGUUCACACAUCCGUCCAGCAUUUAAUCAAGUUGUUAUAUACUUGUGAUAUUUUAAAGGUUGAUUUGGUUGUCGAUCUUAAUUAGGUUAUCUUAUUAAUUGGCUUGAAUAAUUUAUUGUCGUAAUCAAAUUUCAUUGCCUUAUUUAGAAAAGUACACUGAUGUUUUACAAUGUUUGAUAUUUCAGUAAGAAGAUAAAUUUAUAUAAGAUGCUUAUAUAAUAUGCAUGCAUGUUUAAAAAAUAUUUUAUGGCAGUUAUUUUGUUCUGACUGUCAUCUUUUCAUAAUAUGUACAUGUAUGUAGACAAGAAAACAUAUAAGAGGUUUCUUUUUAAAAGCAAGUCUUUAAAAAACUCUCAGGAAAUCUAUGGAUCUUAGGUGAUGCAAAAUUACUACAUGAGUACAUGUACCAUUACAUGAACUGCCACCAAUAAUUUCUCAUCUGCUGCACAUUAAAUUGAUCACUUUAGUGCAAUUGUUUUUUAUUAUACAGUAUAUGCCCUUUCACAAGAAAUUGGUUCAGAAAUAAUGUAUAAAAUGAGUUUAUAAGCUCAUAUAAUCUACAAAAACAUUUUGACAUGACCACUUUUAUAGUGCAUUGAAACAUUUACUGAAAUAUGUACACAAAAUUCGAAUAAGAAAAAAAUUAUGGUAUUCGCCCAAAGAAUCAUAAUUAUGAUAUCUGCCCCAAGAAGGAAUUAAACACUUGUCAUAAAAGGUAGAGACCACUAAAUAAUAAAGAAAGAGAGUUUUCAGAACGUUAUUAGAAUAUAUGUCAGAAAAAACAACAAGUAUUGAUAUCAGGAAAACCUGCUUUGUAAACAACAUUUUUACACUAUUUCUGGGCCAACUUGUUUCCACCUUGCCACAGUACACUGAAAUAUAUUUUACAUUUGUAUUUAUUAUAAUACAUCAUUAUAGUAUGAAUACAUGUAUCAUCUGUUUAGAAGUGUUGAUUUAAACAUUGUUUUUGCAUUUGUAUAUAAACAUGUACCAGUAACAUGUAGGGUAGUUUGGCACAAAGAUUUGAAGUCAGAUGGCUUAUCAUUUUGAGCCACAAAAAGAAUAAUUUUGGUUUUUUCAUAAUCUAAAGCAAAAAUUAAAUGGACCCAUGUUAUUUGGGAUUAAUUUAUCAUUUUUUCUUUCAAAAUUUACUUGGAAUAAAAUUACAUGUACUCCCUGAUAAAGUUAACUGUCAUGUGUAAUUGAUAUGCCAUAUGUGUUUUGCACGGAAUUACGCACUUGUCUGUUUUUGUUUUUUUUAAUUUUUCCAGCCACUCUAUUAAAUAUAAAGUCAAUAAAUUUCUGAUGUAAUAAAAUAAGCUUUAUUAUAUAGAUACAUGUAGACAUGUAUAUUUUUUUUAGAAUUACAUAGAAUCUCAUCCUUACGAAUUUUGUUUAAUAUAUAAAUAUUCUUAUGCCCAAAGUCA
Saccostrea echinata is the source of this 3166-nucleotide messenger RNA. Its product is annotated as CBY1-interacting BAR domain-containing protein 1-like. Gene Ontology annotation, biological process: cilium assembly. Gene Ontology annotation, cellular component: ciliary basal body; ciliary transition zone. NCBI's taxonomy places the organism in Eukaryota, Metazoa, Mollusca, Bivalvia, Ostreida, Ostreidae. The record is from RefSeq and is a predicted model, not a curated record. The transcript is spliced from 8 exons. The coding region runs from base 55 to 1224 and encodes 389 amino acids.